Molecule: messenger RNA, 1282 nt
Organism: Athene cunicularia (burrowing owl)
Lineage: Eukaryota; Metazoa; Chordata; Aves; Strigiformes; Strigidae
Gene: SAMD15
Product: sterile alpha motif domain containing 15
Exons: 2
Coding region: 164-460 (98 amino acids)
Source: RefSeq, a predicted model, not a curated record
UGUGUGUGUGUGCGCGCGAGUGGCGAGGGUGGGGGUGGCGGUGGCCGAGGGCGACCCGCGGCCCACUCGCCUUUCUCUCUGCUUCCCUGCCCAGGAGUGCUUCAGGGCCAACGGCAUCACCGGCCGCCGCCUCAUCCUCGCGAACUGCUCCAACCUGCCCGCCAUGGGUGUCACAGACUUCGGGCACAUGCAGGAGAUUUCACAACAUGUGCGAGAGUUGCUGGGGAUUGAGGAGCCUCUCUUCAACAGAUCCAUUACCCUCCCAUACAGAGACUGCAUGGGUCUCUUCCUGGAGCGAAAGUCCCGAUCAGGAAAGAAAGCAGAUGCCCUCACUUUCUCACAGAUUAUCCAAGAAGCAGGAUUGGAGCCCUAUACUACAGCUGCUCCUUUGCAACAAGCCCAGGCUGGAGUAGAAGCGCAUGCUCUCACUGUACCACAGAGCACCCAGAAGCAGGAUUAGAGACUCACACUGCACUUUUGUAAGAAGACCAGCAAAAUAUACCCUUGUUACCUCGCAGUUUGUCCAAGAUGGUACAGUUUCACCUUCUCCCGAUUAUGGAAGCGGCCAUUGCAGCUCUUAGCCAUUUGAUUACAGCAAAUACAUCCCCCCCACCUUGGCACUUUUCUGCAAUCCUUCAUUUGGUUCCAGGAGCUAAAUGAAGCAGAAGCUAUAAAUCAGACUGUAUCACGGCCUGUCUUUCACUUCUGCUUCACAGUUGAUUAAAAAGACCAAAACCGAAUCACAGACAUAUUUUAAUUACCAGUGAUGAAAAAAAUCUUUCCUGCAGCUCAGGUGAAUAGAUUUCUCUCAGGUUUUAGUGUCUGCAGACUGGGCUCACUGUAAAGCCCAGAUUUAAGAUAAAUGGCAUAUACAAUAACUGGUAUACAGGUGUGAUGCCAGCUGCUGUCAGCAAUCGUAAUUAAGCAAGGGGCCUAGUUACAACAUGCACAACUAUCCCUGGUCUGACCACAGAAAUUAUUUCCCGUGAGGCAGGCAGUGGUUUAUCAUAGUAAACAGAACUGAAACACAUUAUAAAUGAUGGGAGGAAGCGUAACAGAAUACUGCAAACUGGAGAAUUUAGGGAAUUAAAAAAAGCUUUGUCCUGGGUGGAUUUGGACAGAAUACCCAGUUACCUCCUUUUUCCUUGAAAUAAGUAUGAUGUACUCUGUGGUGGCUGUGGUGGGGUGCAUUAUGAUCAACAAGGAAGUACAAGUAAGUGCUGAUUAAAACAUGGUUCAACAGAAAAAAUGCUCCUGACUAAAUCAUUACAAUUUUGUCUGG